Molecule: messenger RNA, 2938 nt
Organism: Sipha flava (yellow sugarcane aphid)
Lineage: Eukaryota; Metazoa; Arthropoda; Insecta; Hemiptera; Aphididae
Gene: ClC-c
Product: H(+)/Cl(-) exchange transporter 4
Exons: 17
Coding region: 491-2938 (815 amino acids)
Biological process (GO): chloride transport; transmembrane transport
Cellular component (GO): early endosome; membrane; Golgi apparatus
Molecular function (GO): voltage-gated chloride channel activity
Source: RefSeq, a predicted model, not a curated record
UCAAUCCAGUCCGUGCCUCAACCGCAUAAUAGAUUGAAGAUUUAAUCUGUUCUGUGCUGUAACCACGACUGUGGGCGACGGAUAACAACUCCGUGCGGUUUCUUCGAUCCGAAGUUGACAACAUGACCGUCCCGGGUCCGAUGCGAAACGACACGAUUUUUCGUGUUAUCUACCCAUAACCGGUUAUACUACCUGUACCGCGGGCGGGACGGUAUCACAACGUUACGACCACUGACAACUCACAGGCUUGUUACGUUCUGUGCGCCACGGGCCUUUGCGAGCGAUAUGCUAUCGCCUUAUCAGUUAUCACCUCCCAACACCGAUCAACACAGUGGUCUUAUUUUUAUUUCACCCGAAACACUUCAAUGUUCGCAAUAACAAUAAUAAUUAGAUUUAGUACUUUUAUCGUAUUAUAUGGUUGAUUCUCACGUCGCAGUCGGAAAUGUAUCGGUGGUCCCCAAUAAUAAAAUAAAUAUGUUUCUCUACAAACAUGGAAAACUUACCAUUAACAAGCAAUGUACGAAAAGAUCUCCCUAUAAAGCCUUCUACAUCCUAUCAGUCUGUUAAACAGGCAAAAAAGUUAGCAGCAAGAAAUGUGGGAAUCAGUUCUGAUGAUGAUAUGAUAGAUAUUACAACUUCAGGAACAAUGACUGAACGUACUUUAAAUCAGCGAUCACCAAUUAAUUUACCAGGUAUUGAUGUCAUAUUUGCAGCAACGUUAAAUUUUGGUUCUGGUGAAACUGAAGAUAUUCCUGGGAUUGGUCAGUAUGAAGAUUUUCAUACAAUUGAUUGGCAGCGAGAUAUCGCAAGAGAUCGGCAGAGACAUAGAUAUAUUCUGAAACGUAGACAAAAUUCAUUCAUUGAUUUGAUUAAAUCUGCUCAUGAUGCAUGGUCAGGUUGGCUUUGUGUACUAUUGGUGGGACUUGUAACUGGAACUGUUGCAGCAAUUAUUGACAUUGGAACAUCAUGGAUGUCAGAUUUGAAAUUUGGAAUUUGCCCUCAAGCAUUUUGGUUGAACAUGGAACAAUGUUGUUGGUCAUCAAAUGAAACUUCAAUUGAGUUAGAUAAAGGAAAUUGUUCACAGUGGCUUUAUUGGUCUGAAUUUUUAACGUCUUCAAACUAUGGAACUUUUGCCUAUAUUAUAUCAUAUUUAUUUUACAUUGCUUGGGCAUUACUAUUUGCGGCCCUUGCUGCUGGAUUAGUAAGAAUGUUUGCACCAUAUGCCUGUGGUUCUGGAGUUCCAGAAAUAAAAACAAUUUUAAGCGGUUUUAUAAUUAGAGGAUACUUAGGAAAGUGGACUUUACUUAUAAAAUCCGUGGGAAUAAUGAUGUGUGUUUCGGCUGGACUAAGUUUGGGUAAAGAAGGACCUAUGGUACAUAUAGCUUCAUGCAUUGGUAAUAUUUUAUCAUAUUUGUUUCCUAAGUAUGGUCGUAAUGAAGCUAAAAAAAGAGAAAUAUUGUCAGCAGCAGCAGCAGCUGGAGUUUCUGUAGCAUUUGGGGCUCCUAUUGGUGGAGUUCUUUUUAGUUUAGAAGAAGUUAGUUAUUAUUUUCCAUUGAAAACUUUAUGGCGUUCAUUCUUUUGUGCUCUUGUUGCUGCAUUUGUGCUUAGUUCAAUCAAUCCAUUUGGUAAUGAACAUUCUGUCAUGUUUUAUGUGGAGUAUCAUAGACCAUGGAUGUUUUUUGAACUCAUACCAUUUAUUGGUUUAGGAAUUAUUGGGGGAGUUAUUGCGACUAUUUUUAUCAAAUGUAAUAUUAGAUGGUGUCGUUUUCGUAAAUCAUCUAUUCUUGGACAGUAUCCUGUCUUAGAAGUAUUAUUACUUACAGCUGUUACUGCAGUACUUUCAUAUCCCAAUCCAUAUACACGUAUGGGAACCAGUAAAUUAAUUUACCUUCUGUUUAGCCAGUGUGAUGUUUCUAGUCAUGAUGGUUUGUGUGAUUAUACUACUGAAAAAGCCAAUGUGGCUGGACCUGGUGUAUACACAUCCAUGAUACUUUUGUCUAUGGCAUUUAUCUUAAAACUAGUCACUACAAUAUUUACAUUUGGUAUCAAGGUACCUUGUGGAUUAUUUAUUCCGAGUUUGGCUAUGGGUGGAAUCACAGGUCGUAUUGUUGGCAUUUUCAUGCAACAAUUAGCAGCCAAACAUCCUCAUUUAUGGUUUUUUGAUAACAGUUGUGGGUUACCUGGCCAAGAAGACUGUAUUACUCCUGGUUUAUAUGCUAUGGUAGGUGCUGCUGCUGUUUUAGGAGGAGUGACCCGAAUGACUGUUUCACUGGUGGUCAUUAUGUUUGAAUUAACUGGUGGCGUAAGAUACAUUGUUCCCUUGAUGGCAGCUGUCAUGGCUAGUAAAUGGGUUGGUGAUGCAUUGGGCAAAGAAGGCAUGUAUGAUGCUCAUAUUCAAUUAAAUGGUUACCCCUUUUUGGAUAGCAAAGAGGAGAUAGUUCACACAGCUCUAGCAGCAGAUGUUAUGCAGCCUCGCCGAGCUGAAAGUUUGAAUGUUCUCACACAAUCUUCAAUGUCACUAGAAGAUAUUGAAAUAUUAUUAAAAGAAACUGAACACAAUGGAUUUCCGGUUGUGAUAUCUCGAGAAUCUCAGUAUCUUGUUGGAUAUGUUUUACGAAGGGAUUUGCAAUUGGCAAUAGAAAAUGCAAAAAGGACUAUUGAUGGACUUUUACCUGAGUCUCUAGUUUUUUUUACUGAUGUAACUCAACAAAUAAUGCCAUCGCCUUUAAAAUUAAAAAAAAUUCUAGACAUGGCCCCAAUAACAAUUACUGAUCAAACACCUAUGGAGACUGUAGUUGAUAUGUUCAGAAAAUUGGGACUUCGGCAGACACUGGUUACACAUAACGGGAGACUUCUAGGUGUUAUAACAAAAAAAGAUAUUUUGCGUUAUAUUAAACAAGUUGAUAAUGAAGAUCCCAGCUCUGUUCUCUUCCAUUAA